ACCUGCUUCAUUUCGACCCGCACCUUCCAGUAGUCUCUCAUUCACCAUCACGCGAUUUUCUUCACUGCGCCUCACCCUCUUUCGUGUGAUCCGCCUCUUCUCGCCGUCGCUAUGGCCGCUGCCAAGCAGGCCUUGCAGAAGGCCCUCGAGCCCAUGUGGAAUUGGGCGUCUCGCCGCUAUCAGGCUGCCGUCGCCAAGGAGCUCAAAAAAUACGGUUUGCGGUACGAUGACCUUUAUGAUGACAUGUAUGACUUGGACAUCAAGGAGGCUCUGAGCCGGUUGCCACAGCAAGAGGUGGACUUGCGCAAUCAACGCCUGAAGCGGGCGAUGGACUACUCCAUGAAGCAUCAGUACUUGCCCAAGGACUUGCAGGCUAAGCAAACUCCGUAUGAGCCCUACUUGCAAGACGCUUUGCAGUUGGUAAAGGAAGAACGCAAAGAACACGCAGAAUUGGGUUCGGAUCUGCCUUACACUCGUUCUUUGCCGUGAGACACGAAGAUAGAUUUUCAUGAUGUCCAACCAGUUUCUUUACAGAGACUGCACAGCUGUAGGGUUUUCUUUCACAAACAAAAUUUGUAGUAAAGAAUGCUAUUGAAGGCUGACCGUAACUAGGAGUCUGUGAAUUGGACUCCGAGUUUGAGGCGCUGGUCGUGGUUGUCCUUUAUAGGUCCUUAUUUCAUGACCUUUAGGCGUGUUCUAUCUAAUAAAACUAGACUACAAUUCUGAAUCGAA
This is a messenger RNA of Physcomitrium patens, 732 nucleotides long. RefSeq names its product cytochrome b-c1 complex subunit 7-2, mitochondrial. Gene Ontology annotation, cellular component: respiratory chain complex III. Gene Ontology annotation, biological process: mitochondrial electron transport, ubiquinol to cytochrome c. The record is from RefSeq and is a predicted model, not a curated record. NCBI's taxonomy places the organism in Eukaryota, Viridiplantae, Streptophyta, Bryopsida, Funariales, Funariaceae.